UGGAAAGAUCUAUGUCAUCUUAUCGACCUGUAAAAACCUGCAAGACUUUCUUCAAGCUCCACCAUGGAUGGACUGCAGACAAUUUUGUUUUUUUUCUUAGGACUAGUAUUCUGCAGUCAUUAUUGCAUUUCUGAAUCAGUGCAGGAGGUGAUCUUCAGCCCUGGAGAAAACAUCACUCUAUACUGUGACUGCAAAGCAUCAACUGGAGUAUUUGUGGUCUGGUUCUUCAGGAACUGCUCCCUUAGAGACCAGUCUCAUUAUGUUUUAAAUGCUAAGGAUCAGAUAAGAGAAGACACAAAAUUUCCACGUUUGAAAUUUUUAAGAAAUGAUUCUUCAGAAUCUUAUGACCUACUGGUUAUAAAUGCUACUAAUUCAGAUGUGGGCUUCUAUUACUGUGGAACCGAAGAGACAAAAGUGGAGAUAAACAAUGAGAAGAACAUCUUCCAGAAAGACAUUUUUACGUAUGGAAAUAUCUCUACAACUCUCAUACUCGACACCUGUGGGCCCUGUUCUGACUUUAAGAAGACAGCGGAGGACUGCGAUGCCUGCUGGAAGCUGCUCUUCUCUCUGUGCCCGACUAUUUUUCUGCUCUCUGUUGUUUUCUCCUCACUUUUAAUUUACCUGCUUUGUCACAAGACAGGUAAAGGUAAAGAAGAUCAAUCUGAACAAAAAAGAUACAUGGAAGAGAUGCAGGAUGAAAACAUUUGCUAUGCUGCCUUGGAAUUCCAUCAGCCAUCAUAGAGACCAAAGAAAACCAAAAUGAAAGCCAAGUACCACCAAUGAAGAUCCCCAUUCUCCUUGGAUAUAAUCUGACAAGGAUCAAUGUUCUCUCUUUUAUUGUAUCAUCCUUCAAAGCUAGACUUUGUCAAAAGUUUUUCAUCCUUUUCAUAAAUGUUUAUGUAUAUUUUUAACAUGUGGUUGAGGAAAAAUUAGGUUGCUCGUUAAAUACUUAUUUUUUUUACGUCUAAUGUAUUUCUUUUUGUUUCUGUGAAAGAAAAUUAUUUAAUUGCACUUCAACACUAAAAGGACACUAUGUUUUAUGAUAGCAAAAAACAAAACAAAAAAAGUUUUCUAGCUGUCAAACAAGUUAGGGAACCCUCUCUAGCUGUAGUUACACAUUUUCCCUGAAAUAACUUCAGUUAGAAACUUCCCGGAACAAUCUAACAGUCUAAAAAGAAGUUUUCCCCAAUCCUCAUUUACAGCUUUGAUGUUUGAAAAGUUCCUUACAUCUACAACCAUGUGAGGUUUCAGUUCAACUCACAGUAUCGCAAUAAGAUCAACAUCACAAGCUCAACUCAUGUCAGGACCUUUCAAGGUUUAAUUUUCCACUAGUCUGACAUGAUUUUACUCAUAUUUUUGGGUCAUUGUAAUGUCAUAGGGUUUGGUUCUGUUUCAGCUU
Poecilia latipinna (sailfin molly) is the source of this 1399-nucleotide messenger RNA. RefSeq lists its product as uncharacterized. The coding region runs from base 64 to 741 and encodes 225 amino acids. NCBI's taxonomy places the organism in Eukaryota, Metazoa, Chordata, Actinopteri, Cyprinodontiformes, Poeciliidae. The transcript is spliced from 5 exons. The record is from RefSeq and is a predicted model, not a curated record.